GAAUCAAGUGGGAGUAACACAACUCUUCCAUUCCAAUUCAAGCAUACACCUAUUUCCUAUAUCCUAUGUCCCCUAUACAACCAAAUCCCAGAUAUAGAUAACACUUUGCCAUCCCGCUUAUAUCGGCUCGUGUUUACCAAUGUCACAUUAUUUUACCCCUGUUUUAAACAUACCGCAACCCUCCUCUUUUAUCCAAACUCGCAAUGGAUAGGUUGAUUCAGCAUCAAUUAAGGGCAAUGUACUGUUACAAAAAUUUCCGACAGCAAAAUAAAACACCCUUCAGAGACCCCAAAAGAGGAAAGAGAAAUUAAAGGGUUUGAUUGGAAGAUUAGAUUAGUUGGUCCCGCGCUUUUCGUAGACUUCACUUGAACUUAACAUCCUAAUUUACUUUUCUCACAAAAAAAUAAACAAAACCUUUGAGUUUUCUCUCCUAUAAAUGAGGAAAUUCAAACGUUUAUGCUUCCCACGUCGAUUCCAGAACUCCAGAAUCAAACAUCAUCUGGAAUUCAAAGAAAAUAUGGAAAACCCACAAAAGAGCAACAGUUGUAGCAGCACUGAUGUUGCUGAUGAGAAAAGGUUAGAAAGUAUGGGCGGUACAAGCAGUAACCUUGCAGAAAAUAUUAUACUGAGCCAUGAUUUCACCCAAAGCCUGAACUCUUGGUGCCCUAAUGGUUGUGAAGCAUUGAUAGUGGUACCUGAGUCAGGAUAUACUGAAAGAACAUCAGAAAGUUAUGCUUUGAUUACAAAUAGGAAAGAGUGCUGGCAAGGAUUGGAGCAAGAUAUAACAAGUAGAGUUUCUCUAGGUACAACAUAUAGAGUUUCUGCUUGUGUUGGAGUAUCUGGAAGUCGUGAGUCGUCUACUGUUCAAGCCACACUGAAGCUAGAGUAUAACAAAUCGGACACCAAAUAUUUGUUCAUUGAAAAGAUUCCAGUAUCAAAGGGAAAAUGGGAAAAGUUGGAAGGGACUUUUAAGCUCUCAUCAAUGCCUGAUCAUGUUGUGUUCUAUCUAGAAGGGCCUCACCCUAGUGAAGACCUGCUCAUCAAAUCCGUGGUCAUUUCUUGUUCCAGCCCCACGAUGAACGGAAAUAUGGGUGAUACAAGGGCUGACUUUCCUGAAAACAUUAUUCAAAAUCACAACUUUUCACAAGGCUUGGAUUUGUGGCACCCCAAUUCUUGUGAUGCAUCUGUAGUGUCACCUGAGUCUGGUGAUACUGAAGGAAUGUCAACAAAAUUGAUUGGUGGCUAUGCAAGAGUUAUAAAUAGGAAGGAGUGCUGGCAUGGAUUGGAACAAGAUAUAACGAGCCUCGUCUCUCCGGGAUGUACUUAUAAAAUUUCUGCACAAGUUAGUGUCUCGGGAACUCAAUCUUCUAACAUUCAAGCCACGGUUAGAUUAGAGUUCAAAGAAUCUGACACCAAGUAUCUAAAAAUUGAAAGGAUAUCAGCAUCAAAUAAGAAAUGGGAAACCCUGGAAGGAACUUUCGUGCUUGAAACAGCUCCUAAUCGAGUUGUGUUCUAUCUUGAAGGACCUAACCCUGGCAUAGACUUGCUUGUAAAAUCAGUAACAAUGUCCUGUUUGAACCCCAUGAAUGUGAGUAGAUGUGGGGAUGAUGAAGAUGAGGAUAUAAUUCUAAAUCCUGCAUUUGAAGAUGGACUCAAUAACUGGUCAGGAAGGGGAUGUAAAAUUGUGUUACACGACUCUAUGGCAGAUGGUAAGAUUAAACCACAGUCUGGCAAGGCUUUUGCUGCAGCAACAGAACGCACCCAAUUUUGGAACGGAAUUCAACAGGAUAUUACACCAAGAGUCAAGAGAAAGUUAGCUUACGAGGUUACUGCUGUUGUUCGGAUUUAUGGUAACGUUUCUAGUGCUGAUGUCCGAGCUACACUAUGGGUUCAGACACCAGAUAAGCGUGAGCAGUACAUAGGCAUCUCAAAUGUGCAGGCAACAGACAAAGAUUGGGCUCAGCUCCAAGGAAAAUUUCUUAUUAAUGGCUCUCCAUCAAGUGUAGUUGUCUAUUUGGAAGGACCGCCUCCUGGUACUGACAUCCUCCUUAACAGUUUUAUCGUAAAACAUGCACCCAAAACUCCACCAUCUCUACCACCAACAAUUCAGAAUGCUUCUUUUGGAGUGAAUAUUAUCCAAAACAGCGAACUUAGUGAUGGUACCAAUGGCUGGUUUCCUCUUGGCAAUUGCACACUAAGUGUGCGAAGUGGUUCACCGCAUAUCCUUCCUCCAAUGGCUGCUGAUUCUUUAGGACCUCAUGAGCCACUAAGUGGUCGUUACAUCCUCGUUACAAAUCGUACACAAAACUGGAUGGGUCCUGCUCAGAUGAUUACUGACAAGCUGGAGCUUUUUCUUACAUAUCAGGUUUCUGCUUGGGUUAAGAUUGGAUCUACUGCUUCUGGACCACAAAAUGUCAACAUUGCACUGAGUGUGGAUGGUCAGUGGGUGAAUGGGGGCCAGGUUGAGAUCAGUGAUGACAGAUGGCAUGAAGUUGGUGGUUCUUUUAGGAUUGAGAAGCAACCAUCAAAGGUCAUGGUUUAUAUUCAGGGGCCUGUGUCUGGAGUUGACUUAAUGCUUGGAAGUCUUCAGAUUUUCGCUGUUGAUCGACAAGCUAGAUUCAAACAAUUGAGAAGGCAAACUGAUAAGAUACGUAAACGUGAAGUAGUCUUGAAAUUCUCGGGAGACAGCACAUUUGGCAACUUUGUGAAAGUCAGACAAACAAAGAACAGCUUCCCCUUUGGUUCCUGCAUGAGCAGGACGAACAUAGACAACGAAGACUUUGUGUCCUUCUUCCUGGAAAACUUCAACUGGGCAGUGUUUGGAAAUGAACUUAAGUGGUAUUGGACUGAAGCACAACAAGGGAAUCUUAACUACAAGGAUGCUGAUGAAAUGUUAGAUUUAUGCCAAAAGAACAACAUUGAAGCUCGAGGGCAUUGCAUCUUCUGGGAAGUAGAGGGAACAGUUCAGUCAUGGGUAAAGUCCCUUAGUAAAAACGAUCUAAUGACAGCUGUCCAAAACCGCCUUACAAGUCUCCUCACUCGUUACAAGGGGAAGUUCCGGCACUAUGAUGUCAAUAAUGAGAUGUUGCAUGGAUCAUUUUACCAGGAUCAUCUAGGUAAAGACAUUAGAGCUAACAUGUUUAAGACAGCAAACAAACUAGACCCAUCUGCCCUUUUAUUUGUCAAUGACUACCAUGUAGAAGAUGGGAAUGAUCCAAGAUCAAGUUCCGAGAGAUACAUUGAGCAAGUGUUAAAUUUGCAAGAGCAAGGUGCACCAGUAGGAGGUGUGGGAAUUCAAGGACAUAUUGAUAGUCCUGUUGGUUCAAUUGUCUGUUCUGCCCUUGAUAAGCUGGGCAUUCUCGGCCUUCCAAUAUGGUUCACAGAGCUUGAUGUAUCUUCAGUUAACGAGUUUAUAAGAGCAGAUGAUUUGGAAGUCAUGCUUCGGGAGGCCUUUGCUCAUCCAGCAGUGGAAGGAGUUAUGUUAUGGGGGUUCUGGGAACUUUUUAUGAGCAGGGAGAACUCACACCUUGUAAAUGCUGAAGGUGAUAUCAAUGAAGCAGGUAAGAGGUAUCUCAAGCUCAAGCGUGAAUGGCUGACUCGAGCUCAUGGUCAUAUUGAUGAUGAAGGACAGUUUAGCUUUACAGGCUUCCAUGGGACUUAUGAAGUGGAUAUUGUUUGUUUUGAUAAGAAAGUUACCAAAACAUUUGUGGUUGACAAGGGUGAUUCACCUCUGGUGUUACCUAUCAAUUUGUGAACUACUUAAUGUCUGAAGAUUGCUGGAAUUGUAUCAAAUAUCAAGGAAGAAUGGCAAGAUUAAGAACUAAGGCUUAAUACUCAUUUGUAAGCUGAUUUCUUGUUAUUACAGAGGUUUUAUCAUUGUUUUCAUUACUUUUCAAAUCUUAUCUCCCAACAACAACCAAAAAAAAAAAAGAAAAAAAGAAAAUCAAAGUAAGGUGUUGCAAGUAAUCAAAUCAAUAAAGUAAUGUUAUUAUUGUGGGUGAAUUCAA
Molecule: messenger RNA, 4007 nt
Organism: Chenopodium quinoa (quinoa)
Lineage: Eukaryota; Viridiplantae; Streptophyta; Magnoliopsida; Caryophyllales; Amaranthaceae
Exons: 10
Coding region: 437-3754 (1105 amino acids)
Biological process (GO): carbohydrate metabolic process
Molecular function (GO): hydrolase activity, hydrolyzing O-glycosyl compounds
Source: RefSeq, a predicted model, not a curated record